CUCCGGGACGCCUACCGGCAUCGCCAGCGCGGCGCAGUGGCGGCUCCCUUGGCUCCAGCCCCGGAUCCUGUGUGGGCGACUUGAGGCGGAGAAAGGGCGCGGACUUGAAAGGGGUGAGUCAGGAACUGUUUGCGCGGUAAAGGGAGGUGGCACCGCGGCGUAGCGCUGAAGUAAGUGAGGGCGGGAGGUGCCCUAGUCUGUUCUGGGACGCCGCUAUCUUAGCGUCAGAAAGGGAAGGCUGAGGAGGAGCCAGAGCCGGGUGCCUGCAGCCGUUCUCUGCCGCCGCCAUCUCCACCAUGCAGUCCCGGGAAGACGCCCCGCGCUCUCGCCGCCUCGCCAGUCCCCGCGGUGGCAGGCGGCCCAAAAGGAUUUCCAAGCCCUCGGUUUCGGCCUUUUUCACGGGCCCAGAGGAAUUAAAGGACACGGCCCAUUCUGCAGCCCUGCUGGCACAGCUCAAGUCCUUCUACGACGCUCGGCUGCUGUGUGAUGUGACCAUCGAGGUGGUGACGCCCGGGAGCGGGCCUGGCACGGGUCGCCUUUUUUCCUGCAACCGCAACGUACUGGCUGCGGCGUGUCCCUACUUCAAGAGCAUGUUCACGGGCGGCAUGUACGAGAGCCAGCAGACCAGCGUGACCAUACACGAUGUGGACGCGGAGUCCUUCGAGGUGUUGGUCGACUACUGCUACACGGGUCGUGUGUCCCUGAGUGAGGCCAACGUGCAGCGCCUGUACGCAGCCUCAGACAUGCUCCAGCUGGAGUACGUGCGGGAGGCCUGUGCCUCCUUCUUAGCCCGCCGUCUUGACCUGACCAACUGCACCGCCAUUCUCAAGUUUGCCGACGCCUUUGACCAUCACAAGCUCCGAUCUCAGGCUCAGUCUUUUAUAGCUCACAACUUCAAGCACCUAAGCCGGAUGGGUUCAGUUCGGGAGGAGACUCUAGCAGAUCUGACUCUGGCCCAGCUGCUGGCUGUCCUUCGCCUGGAUAGUCUGGACAUAGAGAGUGAGCGGACCGUGUGCCACGUGGCCAUGCAGUGGCUAGAGGCUGCUCCCAAAGAGCGGGGUCCCAGUGCUGCAGAAGUCUUCAAGUGUGUCCGCUGGAUGCAUUUCACUGAAGAAGAUCAGGACUACCUGGAAGGGCUACUGACCAAACCUAUUGUGAAAAAGUACUGCCAGGACAUUAUUGAAGGAGCCCUGCAGAUGCGCUAUGGUGAUUUGUUGUAUAAGUCUCUGGUGCCAAAGCCGAACAGCAGCAGCAGCAGCUCUGUUGUAUCUGCAGCAGAAAAUCCACCCCAGAGGCUGGGAAUGUGUGCCAAGGAGAUGGUGGUCUUCUUUGGACAUCCCAGAGAUCCCUUUCUCUGCUAUGACCCAUACUCAGGGGAUAUUUACACAAUGCCAUCACCUUUGACCAGCUUGGCUCACACUAAAACUGUCACCUCCUCAGCUGUCUGUAUCUCUCCAGACCAUGACAUCUAUCUUGCUGCCCAGCCCAGGAAAGACCUCUGGGUGUAUAAACCAGCCCAGAAUAGUUGGCAGCAACUUGCAGACCGCUUGCUGUGUCGUGAGGGCAUGGAUGUGGCAUACCUCAAUGGCUACAUUUACAUUUUGGGUGGGCGAGACCCUAUUACUGGAGUUAAACUGAAGGAAGUGGAAUGCUACAGUGUUCAGAGGAACCAGUGGGCACUGGUGGCUCCUGUACCUCAUUCUUUCUAUUCCUUUGAGCUAAUAGUGGUGCAGAACUAUCUUUUUGCUGUCAACAGUAAACGCAUGCUCUGCUAUGAUCCUAGCCACAAUAUGUGGCUGAACUGUGCUUCUCUUAAACGCAGUGACUUUCAGGAAGCAUGUGUCUUCAAUGAUGAGAUCUAUUGUAUUUGUGACAUUCCGGUCAUGAAGGUCUACAACCCAGCUAGAGGAGAAUGGAGGCAGAUUAGUAAUAUUCCCUUGGACUCAGAGACCCACAACUACCAGAUCGUCAAUCACGACCAAAAGUUGCUGCUUAUCACUUCUACCACCCCGCAAUGGAAAAAGAACCGCGUGACCGUGUAUGAAUAUGAUACUAGAGAAGACCAGUGGAUUAACGUAGGUACCAUGUUAGGUCUUUUGCAGUUUGAUUCUGGCUUUAUUUGCCUCUGUGCUCGUGUUUAUCCUUCCUGCCUUGAGCCUGGUCAGAGUUUUAUCACUGAGGAAGAUGAUGCACGGAGUGAGUCUAGUACUGAAUGGGACUUAGAUGGAUAUAGUGAGCUAGACUCUGAGUCAGGAAGUUCAAGUUCUUUUUCUGAUGAUGAAGUCUGGGUGCAAGUAGCGCCUCAGCGAAAUGCACAGGACCAGCAGGGUUCUUUGUAAAUAUUUUGAAACGCUAAAAUGUUCCUACUGCUCCGGAAUGUAUCUUUAAAAAUUCUUUCUUUUCCCUGAAAAAAAAAAAUUGAUUAGGGUGGCAGAUUUGGUUUAGAAAGGGUAAUAUUUUAAAAUACUAAUGUAAUGCUACAAAAUUUAAACAGUCCACAAAAUCAACCUAUUUAGUAAGGAACUGUGCUGAAAGCCCAGAAUUACAAUAUGCGAAAAUAAACUAUCUAUUUGUUAGGAUGCUUGGUGAUUUUUCCAUUGUUCAGAUAUUCAUUGCACCAAUGAAUUGUUUUGAUUAGUUAGGAUGCUUAUAUUUUGAUUAUCCUAAUUUAGUCUUUUGUUAAUUUUAAAAUUCUGUUUAUUUCCACAAUGAAUUUAACUUUUUAAUUUCUAAUAGAAAACUAGACUAGGAAAUGUUGGUAGACUUUUGAAAGUGUAUAUUUUCAUUCAGUAUAAUGAAAGUAGAUUUCCAAAAUUUUAAACUAGUAGUUUUUAGUACUGUAAGUUAAAUAUUGUUUGUUAUAAUUUAGUUUGGUUUUCUUCCCUUCUUCAAAAAAACUGGAUAUGUGUAUUAAGGUUACUGAGUAGUGAUUUUAUUUUGAUAACGUGCAUAAUGGCUUGCAAGUUCACGGAAAGUAAAGAAACAAAAAUCAGGAGUCUACUGUUUUAAAAUAAAUUUCAGUUUUUGGAAUAUAAAAUGUGUAUUUGCUAAAUGUAAUCAAUUUUUUAUCUAAAAAAAUCCAUUCUAGUAGUGUCACCAAUUUAAACACCCUUCUAAACCAAAUUUAUAAAGGUAACUUGCUUUGUAAGUUCCUGUUUUUGAUGUUAAACCUGGUACAUGCUUCAUUGAAUCAGAGGAACAAUACUUUUUUCACUGGAUAUAUAAUUGGGUAAUGUAAAUUUUUAUCCAUUAGUCAUGACUUUUCUUAAGUUUAUUUGCUUCCCUAAAAUAUUUUGGCUGUAUAGUUUUGGUGUUCGUCUUAGAAGAUUCUUCAGCAGGAAGUGAUUUAUUCUUUACUGUUUUUGUGAGGUAAUACUGGUUUUGAAAAUAUGUAUAAGCUAAAAACAGUAUUUUAUUGAGAUCAGUAGUUAUUGUGUUAUUAACUAUAAAAUCAAGUGCCAGCAAAGAACUUUAAAACUUUAAGCUGUAUAGAACUGUUUUGUGUAGCAUUGAAAUAUUCUGUCAGUUUUGUAAGUCACUGUAAAUGUUCUUGAUUAUCAGCUUGAAGGUAUUUUUGUAUUAAAAGCUGACAAUUAAAGAACAUAAUUGGGUGAUGGCAUUUGGGGCCAAUAGUGAAAGUAUGUUUUCUCUGAAAUAUUUCCCCAAGCAGUGGUAUACAGAGUUAUUUUAUAAUGGUAUUUGUAUAUGUUCUGUGUUUCUCUGUGAACCAUACUCCAGUCUUUAUUUCUGUCAUAUGUAAGGAAAAUUUCAGAAAUAGAGGCUAAAUCAUACAAAAUUGACAUUGUUAAAUACAAGAAAAUACAGGUGCUUUCCUUUUGAAGGUUUAUUAAUACCUAUAGUUGUCACAAUACAUAUGCACAAUAAAUGGUGUACAUAUACAUAUGAA
Galeopterus variegatus (Sunda flying lemur) is the source of this 3907-nucleotide messenger RNA. RefSeq names its product kelch repeat and BTB (POZ) domain containing 7 (gene KBTBD7). The record is from RefSeq and is a predicted model, not a curated record. The transcript has a single exon. Lineage: Eukaryota; Metazoa; Chordata; Mammalia; Dermoptera; Cynocephalidae. The coding region runs from base 297 to 2339 and encodes 680 amino acids. Gene Ontology annotation, molecular function: protein binding.